This is a messenger RNA of Helianthus annuus (common sunflower), 564 nucleotides long. Its product is annotated as ABC transporter C family member 2. The record is from RefSeq and is a predicted model, not a curated record. Gene Ontology annotation, biological process: transmembrane transport. Gene Ontology annotation, cellular component: membrane. Gene Ontology annotation, molecular function: ATPase-coupled transmembrane transporter activity; ATP hydrolysis activity; ATP binding. Bases 46 to 564 code for a protein of 172 amino acids. The transcript is spliced from 5 exons. NCBI's taxonomy places the organism in Eukaryota, Viridiplantae, Streptophyta, Magnoliopsida, Asterales, Asteraceae.
UUCACAUCACUCUCUUUGUUCGCUGUGCUACGUUUUCCACUCUUCAUGCUUCCAAAUACUAUUUCUCAGGCCGUAAAUGUCCAUGUUUCUUUGAAACGUAUGGAAGAUCUACUUUUGGCCGAGGAGAGACUUCUUCUUCCAAAUCCACCUCUUGAACCAGGACUUCCAGCUAUCUCAAUUAGGAAUGGAUCAUUUUCAUGGGAUUCAAAGUCAGAUAAACCUACACUGUCUAAUAUAAAUUUGGAUAUACCAACGGGCAGUCUGGUGGCAAUUGUUGGAAGCACGGGAGAGGGAAAGACAUCACUUGUAUCUGCUAUGCUUGGAGAACUUCCUCCAGUACGUGACAACAUAUUGUUUGGAUCCCCCUUUGAACUUGCAAAGUAUGAGAAGACACUAAAUGUAACUGCAUUGCAGCAUGACUUGGAAAUGCUUCCGGGCGGUGAUCUUACUGAGAUUGAUGAAAGAGGGGUGAAUAUUAGUGGUGGGCAAAAGCAAAGAGUUUCCAUGGCUAGAGCUGUAUACUCUAAUUCAGAUGUAUAUGUGUUUGAGUGCAUGGUCCAUUAA